CCCUCCUCCAUUUCGCCGCCGACGUUAAUGUUUUGGCCGCCGACGCCGACGCCGACGCCGACCUGCCCUCCCCCUUUUGGCCGCCGACGCUGCGCUCCGCUCUCCCCCUCCGACUCCCUCGCCAGCGUCUCGGCCGGUCCUGCCCCGCCACCCACAUCCGUCUUGGUGAACGACGGCGGCGCCGCCGCCGCCGCCGCUGCGGUACGGACCUUCCCCCCGCCCCGACGGCGGCGUGACCCGGAGGCGCCCGCUCAUCGGCAACGACAAGGGCCCCCUCCUCCAAAGAGGUCGAGAGAUCCUCCGACAAGGCCACCACCCCUCCUCCUCCACUCCCGUCCCAGAUUAGUUCCUCCUCGUAGGGGCUGGGGAUCACCAUUGAGGCGAGUAAGGUUGGAUUCAUCCUGUUCAUCAUUACCCAGUCCUCUAGCAAAGGCACCAAGACGGGUUUCAAGGAGUCAUAGCCUUAGAAGGCCUCCAAGAGGAAGCAGCGGCUCGAGCGACAGCAGGAGCAGCAGCUUGCCUUCCCCAAAGAGCAGGAAGAAAGAAACUCGUGACGUGUGUUGUUCCUCAAGAUGGAACCAGCCCUUGUGGAUGAAAAACUUAUUCCUUGGGAGUUAAACAGGUUUAAGUUGAAAGCAUUAGGUAAUGGUGAUGUCAUUGCUCAUUAUCAAAUCAAUAAGCCUUCAGAUCUCACUGCAACUGCUCAGUUAUCACCGAAGGAUAGGCCUCUAGUCUGUUUGGAUCUAAAAGAGUCAGAAAAUUUGCCUAAGAUAUUAAUUAUGAAUCUGAGGCAUCGUAAUAUUUUACGAGUUGAAGUUGUACAAAGAUUGGAACUGCCGGUCUUGAACCAGAAAAACUUUGCUGUUGU
Molecule: messenger RNA, 868 nt
Organism: Triticum dicoccoides
Lineage: Eukaryota; Viridiplantae; Streptophyta; Magnoliopsida; Poales; Poaceae
Product: serine/arginine repetitive matrix protein 1-like
Exons: 5
Coding region: 28-618 (196 amino acids)
Source: RefSeq, a predicted model, not a curated record